Molecule: messenger RNA, 913 nt
Organism: Culicoides brevitarsis
Lineage: Eukaryota; Metazoa; Arthropoda; Insecta; Diptera; Ceratopogonidae
Exons: 2
Coding region: 60-683 (207 amino acids)
Source: RefSeq, a predicted model, not a curated record
UCUUUGUUGUGACCCAAAAGCAGCUUUUUAUGGAUUUUUGCUCAUUUUAAGCGAAAAAAAUGGGAAAUUCCUUCAGUGUGACUGACUGUUGUCAUCAACUCGUGGACCGAAUGUGUUGUCGCACCGCAAAAAGCGACUUUGACGUCGAAAAAGGAGUUCCUCAACAAGAAAUCUCCAAACUGGGCAUCCCGCAACAAAGCAGCUUCUACAUUCCAUCGAGCACAACUACCGAAAACCCGCCGUCCUCGACAUCAUCAACUCGCAUCGCAGCAAUUUUGAGUUCCAAUUCGAGUCAGGCAACAACUUGGUCCAAAUCCGGUAGCGAGGAGGAGAUUCAGAAAUGGACUGACAUUGAUUUGCCGCGAAUUUAUCAACCGCUGAGUGCGCCCAUCGAUACGCCCGAGAAUGUUCAGCGAUUUCGGCGUGGCGGCGAUCGUGGUACGAUUGUUUUUGUCUCGGAAAUGCCGAAAGUGACGCGUCAGAAGGAGAUUCCGGGAAUUCAUAGCUUGACGCAGAAACGAACGAUUUGGACAAAGACGAAAGAUCGCAUUUUGGGUACGAAACGCAGGCAGAUGCAGAUCCAGAAUUACCUGGCGAAGCACAAAAGUGAUGAGAUUUCGCCAGAAAAUGAAGGAAAAGAUGUUCCGCGAGCCCAAUUGGGAGUAUUGGAGUCGGAUUUAUGAGAUUUUUUCAGAGAAAAUAUUUGAACUCGAGAUUUUUUUUUUAAGGAAAUUAUUUAAAAUUAUUAGUUUUUAAGUAAAGUUGAGAGAACUUUUGUACAAGUUAUGACUAAAAAUGAGAGAAAAUAUGAUUAAAAAGAGGAAUUGACAAGAAAAUUUAAGAUAUUUCAAGCUUUUUAGGUUAAAAACUUAAGAAAUUCAAAUUUUAUGAAGAUUUUUCACAAAAAUUUUUA